CACAAUGACGAACUUUGAUUACUAGUGCAAAUGGAAAUCUCUUAAACUGGACUAAUUAUAUUUAGUUUUUAAAAAUUUAUCUGAGUAUUCCUGAUUCUUGAUGAAAAAUAAGAAGUUUCAAAGUUCACCAUCACCUUAAACUUGAGUGAGGGUGAAGUGAACAGUGAAAACAAAUAUAACUUCUGACAAUGUAGCAUUGCAGAACAAGCGCGCGCUGAAGUAGCCAGGUUGUCAGCACGAAUCAGAGGAUUGAGUUCGAGUUAAGGGUUUUAUGGGUAGAGUACUGAUUUGAGAUAUGCGUAAGUCAACAUCUCCCUCCAUCACCAGAUUUUACAGUAUAAAUUUUGAGAGAUUUACUCUUAGCGAUUGUUAAUUUGUACCCGAAUAUCUCUCCCACCAGAGUUUGAGGCGCUACAGCUGAUUUCAGCAUAUGGGUGUACUGAGGUCUCUAUUUCUACGACGUGGCUUUGGUAUCCGGCGGUGUUGACAUUACCUUCUUUUAAAAGAAGAUUGUUCCUUCGCGAUAAAAGCACGAAAUUUAAGGGAACUUUGAUAAGCUGAUGCGAAACCCGGCAGUGAACAGUUAUAAAAAAUGUAAGCAAAAACAAAAUAGAACAAUUUUUUUUUCUAGACCUCUUGAAAAGAUGGGCGGUAUUCGUUAUGUCAUUUUACAGCACGAAAACAAUUUCUACCAGUCAGCUUAUCGUUCCAAAUGGAAACGUGACAUCUUGCUUGCACAAGUAAGUGACAUUUACAAGUCACCGUAUGCUAAAUCUAGGUUUUUAAUUACUUUUUCUUUAGAAAGCCGCACAGGGUUCAAAAUGAGUUUAAAUUGUACAUAGCCUUUUGGGUUUUUGAAAUUCUAAUCUUUUCUUUAAAUAUGAACAAUAUCUAAUUAUUUUGGCACAUUUUAACUCUUUUCUUCAUAUCCUGCAAGUCAGAAUAAGAAUAAAAGCAAUUACUGAAGUUAACAUUAGUUAUGUUUUUUGAAAGGAAAUCGACCACCCACUAUUCAUAGAACAUAAAUACUCAAGUUAUUAAAGAGAAAUAGGGAUAUAUUUCUGAACAGCUGCAAGCUGGCUGUUGUCUUGAGCUUUACGGUCAUCGACCCGCUUAAAAGACUCCGGUAUAGACGUUCACUUUGAUACUUUUUCUCUUCCGCUUUUACAAACAAUGUCACGAGUACAUAACUUUGAGCUUGAGGACAUUCAGUCAGUAGGGUCUUUCGUAAACGAAAGUCAAUCGAUCGAGUCACGAAUAGAGAAGGACAAUCGCGAAGAUUUAUCUUGCAAAAUUCGUCCCAUUCUGCGGUUAAUGAAACUAUUCGGAGAAUACUAUGGGGAUAUUUCAAUGGAUGAAGGGGUGCAGUCGGACUCCAGCUUCUUUUCUCGUUUUUACUGUGGGAUGGUAUUGAUCAGUCAGUGGUUUCUUGUGGUACAAGCUUCCACCAGCCUUUUCUUUGAAGGCCUAAGGGAGAUGAAGACAUUUUACUUUUUAUUGAUCUUCACCAUUUGGUAUGUCCAAUGUGCGGCAUUUACCACGAUCAGCCUCAUUAAUUUGCCCAAAAGGCGAGCAGAGUCGUCUCGCUUUAGACGAUUUUUCGACAGCUUACUAUCAACAACAUCUGAUUUCAGUGGAAAGACGACACAUAAAGUGUAUUUAACACUGACGUUUGCUUGCACCUUCGCUUUUCUCAAUACUGUUUUGCUUUUGAUGCUAGAUUUUUACGAAAAUGUCUCGGUAGCCCGUUUCCGACCAUGGAAUGGAUUAAUUACAUUUCGUUGGAUUCAGUUAACGUUUUCUGGUUUUGGCGCCCUCGCAUGGGGAUUAGCAUGUACAUUGUUUUAUGUCUCAUGCGAAUUUUUGGUCCAAAUAUUUGACAAUUUGGAGAAAAAAGUUUCAACAGAGAGUCCCAAUGUCCCCAAUAUUCGAUCUCUGAGAUUGGAACACGGUAAACUCUGCGAAAUAGUUACUCUCGCCGACAAAGUAUUCUCACCUCUGAUUUUGUUGACAGUUAUUUUGGACGUCCCCUUGAUGUGCAUCAAUUUCCACCAGCUCGUGAGAUCUCCAUUUUCUAGCGACAAAAACAUCAUAUUUAUUGUUAAUGUUUCGUACUGGUGCAUUUGUCUCACGGUUAAGUUAGCCUUUGUCAUGUGGUCUGGGGUAAAAGUCAAUGAGAAGGUGAGUUGCGCAUCCUCCUGCCAUUAAGAAGGAAGGAAGGAGCUUAGGUAGUGUGUUGGACUCCAGAUUAAGUCUAGAUCUGGGUCAUUCUCAAUUUUAUAUUCAUUUUAGGAGAAACCAUAAUUAUGCAAUUUAUUAAACUUUUUCCGCCUAGAUUCAUAGCCUUUAUGACACCCUGCAGAACAUUGAUGUUGCUGACUGUAAAGAGCAUUUGGAGCUGCUGCAUUUCCUGAUGCAUCUUCGUGGAGAACCAAUCGGAUUGUCGGCAGGAGGAUUGGCAGUGAUAAACAGAUCACUUGUACUCUCGGUAUGAAUUUACCCAAAUUUAGUUUUUGACAAAACUACCAAUAAAACAAAAACUGUCGACAAACGCAGAGCCAGAGCAAAAUGGAGCAAUAACUAGUGAUUUAACUAAGUCGUAUUCAUAAACUUAAAACCUUCGGGUAGGCUGUUGCGACUGAUCCAUCGUGUGUUAAUGAGUAUCAGGGGCGGAGCAUGCUACAAUUUAUCGACACAAAAAUAAUAACAAAUUUCAAAAGUGAGUAGUUUAAAACAGUUAAUGUAAUCAUGCACUUCUCGUUCACAGAUGUCCUUGUUGUAUGUUGGUGUGCAUCUUCUCAUUCUAAAAUUUUUUUUUAUAUUUGGUGACCUGCAUGCAAUAUCAUUUCGAAACUAAGAGACAGCCCGGACCCUUCUAAGAAACGGCGUUAAGAGCUUAAUGGCACUGACCCACAACUAAAUACUUUAAAGGAAACGCCCCAGCUGAAGCGAUCAAGCAUUUUUAGUUUUACUAUCGAAGAUCGUGUAGGAGAAGCAUAUUUAAUCGUUCAGCGAAUUAUUUCAAUGAUGUCUAAACCUGAUUUGCAUAAAAAGUGUACUGUAUAGACUCUGAAGUGUUUUACUUCCCAAAACUAAACAUUUUACAGUAAUAAUCUAAUAGACAUUUUUUGUUUCAUUGCAGCUCGUCGGGAUAAUCAUCUCAUACUUCGCAGUGCUCAUAACUUUGCCAAGUUAAAUCAAUCGUGAUCUUCUUCCUCGUACAUACAGGCUUCCUCUUCCAUGUCUGGUUUAUGCGGAAAUUAUAUAUCACACGUCUCGAGGACUCUACUCCCAACUGGUAGUAAUGAAAGCCCAGCAAUGAACGCUUGUUUUUUUUUUUGUUUUUGUUUUUUUUCAUUUUUUUGAUGAUUACCAAACGAUAUCUUUACAUAUAAUUAACGGCAAUAAUACAUUCUACAAUGUACAAAUUUUAAUCUUUCAGUUUAUGAUAUCAGUUUUGAGAUUGCUCUGAGAGUAAUAGAUAAACUGAAUUACUCUAGAAUUUCGCUGAUUCGUAGGUUAAAUUAAUCGACGCUCAAUCGACGUUGCGCUAGGCUUCGACGAUAUGCUGUCGUUCUAGCUAUAAGCUCCCUAAUAUUACUACAAAAGUAGUAAGCCUACAGGUAGCCCCUGUUGAACGUUAAUCCAGGAUUUAAUUUCUAUUUUUUUAAAAGUGUUUUUCAUUGAUAAUGGCUUUUUGCAGUUUGAGAUUAGUCGAGGCUAAAACAUAUAACCAGAAAUCCUCCAAAAAUCCCCCCCCCCCCCCCCAAAAAAACAACAACAACAACAACAACAACAACGACGACGACGACUGACGAUAUAAUUCUGGGCUGGCUUCAUCAUCAGCCGAAAGCGUAUGUUUUGUUAGUAUUCUGAGCGCCGUAGUACAAUUAACGGAAUGAUUAAUACGCAUGGGCUAAUACGCCGCCAUUUCCAUCAAACGUAGGGCUAUCUAGCUGUCCCUUACUACCUACCGUCAUAAAAUCCGCUUCCAAAGCUAAAAACACGUAAAUAUUAUUGUAGAGAAAUUUGGAACAUCGAAUCCGUUUUAAGGGCAAGGUUGCUGCACAUUUCAGUAAAUUACAAGCGUAUGUCAAAGCGCCCUCUUUUCUGACAGUUAAUGCGUAGUGUCGCUUUAAAUGUUCCGCAACAUUUUUUUUUUUUUAAGAAAAAAUAAUGCGGGGUAGAACUGUCCUCAUCAUUGAAGGAGUUCAGUCACAGUGUAUGACGUAUUUUGGCCACGUACUAAAUUACCUUUAAAUUGAAUGAAACCUGAAAUAGUAGUUUAUUAAGAUAGAAACGCACCAACGAGAUUAUACAAACAACUGCUUAAGUUGUGUGUAUAACUGCGAUGAUCAACCAUAACGCCUUCAUAAUUAAAAGGAAUAUAAUCACUUCGUAGGAAAACAGUAAUCUAUCGAAGCUAUGAAAUUGUCCUUUUUUUUCUAUAUUAUCACUUGAAAUUGAGCGAUUAACUGAUUAUAAUCUAGAAGAGACCUUGCGAGUUUUGGAGUUUUCCGUCCAGUUCAGGAAUUGCAUUUAUGGCUCGUCUUGUCUUACGAAAAUAACGUUAUCUCAACUCAGUGUCAAUGCCUGAUGCAUAGCUAACCCUGUUUUUUUUAAGAGAAAAACUGAUGCCACUCCUUCUACUGGGCGCUUUCAUCAUUGGAACUCAUAAAUUAUAUCUAGUUUAUUUAAAGUUUAAAAAGGAAAAGAAAACAAAGUUAAAAUAAUUGUAUUAAGCGUCAGAGAGUAAUACAUGAGCGUGUUCGCCCUGAAUAAGGCCACGGAUCGCUGUGUAUCCACAGCCGCCUCGUUAUGAAACAUAAUGACCCUCAUGAGAUAAAUCCCUUAAUAACAUCUGUCGUUAGUCCCCCUAUAGAGGACAAAAAAAUAGAAAAACAGGAUGCUAUGUGCUAGAAUCCACUCCCACAAUUCUUAAACCCUUUGGAUGAUCAACGUCCGUCAGUUAACGCAGUAAACUCUUUUCUAAAUUAAGACGAUUCAUUUUGCAUAUUGCUGAAGUGUCCUAGUUUUGGACGAAGGCUAACUUUCGAAGGACUGUACAGUAGAAUCUGCGGAGCCUACGUUACAAUGAUCCAAAUGAGACUGUUCUUAACAUGACCUUUAUUCGUUUCAUAAGUUAAUAAAAACGUAAAUCGUCAACUUAAUGACAAUGCCUUAGUUUUCCUGUUUGCAAUUGAAGAAAAAAGUCGAUUAUUUGCUAGUAAACAUAGUUUUGGAGUUGGUACACCUUGCUGCCUUUACUUAGCUUCAAAGUAAACUAUCUGCAAAUUCUGUAACACUGACAAAAAAGAGGUAAAGUGUUUUAAAUUCCUUGUUCCUUGUAACUGGAGUAAGGUUUGUAUAAUGUACAACGUUUGAUUAAAGCGCUUGCGCGCAGUUGCGAGGAAGCACAGUGGCGCCAUUGUUUAAUUUAGAUUAAAUGACUUUCCAUUUGCUACCACUGUAAUUUUACAGCUCUUAUUUCAGUCCCAGAUCAAGAUGGGUAAAUAAUGAACACAAGGCUCCGCAAUAUAUUGUCAAAGUCUUGUUUUUAAUCACUCAGUUCAUUCUACAGUGCAGUGAUAGCAA
This is a messenger RNA of Orbicella faveolata, 5595 nucleotides long. RefSeq lists its product as uncharacterized. The record is from RefSeq and is a predicted model, not a curated record. Gene Ontology annotation, cellular component: membrane. Gene Ontology annotation, biological process: sensory perception of taste. Lineage: Eukaryota; Metazoa; Cnidaria; Anthozoa; Scleractinia; Merulinidae.